Molecule: messenger RNA, 1545 nt
Organism: Nomascus leucogenys (northern white-cheeked gibbon)
Lineage: Eukaryota; Metazoa; Chordata; Mammalia; Primates; Hylobatidae
Source: RefSeq, a predicted model, not a curated record
GUCCGGCGGGGGCGCAGCGGAGAGAGGAGAGAGGAGGGCGCCGGGCUGCGGAGCGCGGAGCGGAGGGCGCGGGACUCUGCACGCCUCCCGCGGGCCCAUGUGAGCGCCAUGCGGCGCCGCGCAGCCCGGGGACCCGGCCCGCCGCCCCCAGGGUCCGGACUCCCGCCGCUGCCGCUGCUGCUGCUGCUGCUGCUGGCGCUAGGGACCCGCGGGGGCUGCGCCGCGCCCGCACCCGCGCCGCGCGCGGAGGACCUCAGCCUGGGAGUGGAGUGGCUAAGCAGGUUCGGUUACCUGCCCCCGGCUGACCCCACAACAGGGCAGCUGCAGACGCAAGAGGAGCUGUCGAAGGCCAUCACAGCCAUGCAGCAGUUUGGCGGCCUGGAGGCCACCGGCAUCCUGGACGAGGCCACCCUGGCCCUGAUGAAAACCCCACGCUGCUCCCUGCCAGACCUCCCUGUCCUGACCCAGGCUCGCAGGAGACGCCAGGCUCCAGCCCCAACCAAGUGGAACAAGAGGAACCUGUCGUGGAGGGUCCGGACAUUCCCACGGGACUCGCCACUGGGGCGCGACACGGUGCGCGCACUCAUGUACUACGCCCUCAAGGUCUGGAGCGACAUUGCACCCCUGAACUUCCACGAGGUGGCAGGCAGCGCCGCCGACAUCCAGAUCGACUUCUCCAGGGCCGACCACAACGACGGCUACCCCUUCGACGGCCCCGGCGGCACCGUGGCCCACGCCUUCUUCCCCGGCGACCACCACACCGCCGGGGACACCCACUUUGACGACGACGAGGCCUGGACCUUCCGCUCCUCCGAUGCCCACGGGAUGGACCUGUUUGCGGUGGCUGUCCACGAGUUUGGCCACGCCAUUGGGUUGAGCCAUGUGGCCGCCACGCACUCCAUCAUGCGGCCGUACUACCAGGGCCCGGUGGGUGACCCGCUGCGCUACGGGCUCCCCUACGAGGACAGGGUGCGCGUCUGGCAGCUGUACGGUGUGCGAGAGUCUGUGUCUCCCACGGCACAGCCCGAGGAGCCUCCCCUGCUGCCGGAGCCCCCACACAACCGUUCCAGCGUCCCGCCCAGGAAGGACGUGCCCCACAGAUGCAGCACUCACUUUGAUGCGGUGGCCCAGAUCCGGGGUGAAGCUUUCUUCUUCAAAGGCAAGUACUUCUGGCGUCUGACUCGGGACCGGCACCUGGUGUCCCUGCAGCCGGCACAGAUGCACCGCUUCUGGCGGGGCCUGCCGCUGCACCUGGACAGCGUGGACGCCGUGUACGAGCGCACCAGCGACCACAAGAUCGUCUUCUUUAAAGGAGACAGGUACUGGGUGUUCAAGGACAAUAACGUAGAGGAAGGAUACCCGCGCCCCGUCUCCGACUUCAGCCUCCCGCCUGGCGGCAUCGACGCUGCCUUCUCCUGGGCCCACAAUGACAGGACUUAUUUCUUUAAGGACCAGCUGUACUGGCUCCUGGCCAGCUCGGGCCUCAUUUGGGAGCUGCUGAAGUUCAAGGGAUGGAGCUCUCUGGGCUGGGAAGAUGCUGGAUAA